Messenger RNA from Paramecium pentaurelia, 222 nucleotides. The record is from the annotation of a GenBank genome assembly. Lineage: Eukaryota; Ciliophora; Oligohymenophorea; Peniculida; Parameciidae.
AUGUCAGAAUCAAAAUAUUACAAUCAAGCGCAAAUAUAAAGUCAACUUUGUGAAGAAUAAUAUUCAGAUGAAUAUUAUCAAGCUUAAGCAUACUAUUAACAAUAAAAUCAACCAAAAUAACAACCAACUUUUAUACCUACAUAUUAACCUACAUUUCAACCUGCUUAUUAAACAAUUUAAGGAUGGUAAUAACAAUAGUAUUAGUAACAAUUCUAAUUUUGA